GCACAUUGCUUUGAUUAGGGCUUCGUUUUUAGUUUUUUAAAUAUGAAGAAAGUGAAAUGGAGAAGAAAACUCAGAAACAAAAACAAUGGACAAGAAAAACGACACGCACACUACGCGUAAUACAAAUAUCUGACUUUGGAGUUUGAACGUAAGGACGUAUGCUAGAAAGUCACCUCUGAUCAUAACCAAACCAGCUACAGCUAGCUUCUCAUUUUCUUUCUUUCUUUGAGAAAUAGUAAAAUACCGAAGCCUUCCUUAAACAUCACAUUCACAUUCAUCAAGUCAACUCUUUUUUCUCUCUCUCUGCUCUCUUCAUGGAUUACAUACAGGAAUUUCUUUGGAAUAUUAAGUAGUUAGAGAGAGACGCGGGCAUAGAAUUUCCCCCAGAAAGUUCUGUAUUGCCCGUGGCCAGCAUAUAACAAGUCAGUCAACCUCUCAUUUCUGAUCAUCUUUUACUGCUUGAUGAUUUUCAAUUAACGAUCAUCCAUCGUCUUCUUUUUCCUGGAUCAAAUUAAGAAAGAAGGAGAAAAAUGCAUUCUGGGAAUAACUGGGGAGGAUCUUUCGAGAUAAUCAAUGGAGCAGAAUCAACAACAGAAGACGAGAGAAGCCGGAACAUGGAAUGGGACAGAGGGGCCCUUCAAUCUCAACAGCAACGCUACCAUAAUAAUCUCGACGAAACACAACAGAGUUGGUUAUUGUACCCACAAGAAACCAAAAAGAAAAAAUAUGUGGACUUCGGCUGUAUAGUUUGCAGCCGCAAGGCCUUGAAGUGGACGGUUUAUUCCAUUCUUAUUGCGUUUCUAGUGAUUGCGCUGCCUACCAUCAUUGCCAAGACUUUGCCCAAGCACAAGUCCCAUCCCCCUCCUCCUGACAAUUACACUCUUGCGCUCCACAAGGCCCUCCUCUUUUUCAAUGCCCAGAGAUCUGGAAAAUUGCCCAAGAAUAAUGGGAUACCAUGGAGAGGGGAUUCAGGGCUUCAGGAUGGAAACGAUACAGAUUACAAGGGAGGGCUUGUAGGUGGAUACUAUGAUGCUGGAGACAAUGUCAAGUUCAACUUUCCAAUGUCAUUUACUAUGACAAUGUUGAGCUGGAGUCUCAUAGAAUAUAAUCACAAAUAUCAUGCCAUUGGUGAGUAUGACCAUAUGCGAGAUCUCAUCAAGUGGGGUACUGAUUACUUGCUCUUGACAUUUAACUCCACUGCUACCAGAAUUGACAAAAUUUACUGUCAGGUUGGUGGAUCUCUAAAUGGUUCUACGACACCCGAUGAUCAUUACUGCUGGGAGAGACCAGAAGACAUGGACUACAGGCGACCUUCCAUAUCCGUUACAGCCGGCCCAGACCUUGCAGGGGAAAUGGCAGCAGCCUUAGCAGCCGCCUCAAUAGUGUUCCGAGACAAUAAUGCUUACUCUAAAAAGCUUGUAAAAGGCGCAGAAACUGUCUUUGCUUUUGCGAGGGAAUCUGGAAGACGCAGAACGUACUCUCGCGGACAACCUUACAUCGAACCUUUCUACAACUCCACUGGCUAUUACGAUGAGUACAUGUGGGGGGCUGCGUGGCUGUACUAUGCCACAGGAAAUGUUACCUAUAUUUCACUGGCAACCAACCCAGGCAUCCCUAGGAACUCCAGGGCAUUUUUCGUGACUCCAGACAGAAGCGUGCUGAGUUGGGAUAACAAGUUACCUGCAGCCAUGCUGCUGUUGACCAGGUUGAGGAUAUUCUUGAGUCCAGGAUACCCUUAUGAGGACAUGUUGCGGAUGUAUCACAAUGUCACUGUUCUGAAUAUGUGUUCUUAUCUUCAGGAAUUCCAUGUCUUCAACUGGACUAAAGGGGGAUUGAUCCAACUGAACCAUGGAAGGCCACAGCGUCUUCAGUAUGUGGCUAAUGCUGCCUUCUUGGCAUCACUUUUUGUUGAUUAUAUGAAUGCCUCUGGUAUUCCCGGAUUCGUUUGCGGUCCUAAAUUUGUUCUAUUGGAUGAACUUCAGACUUUCGCCAACUCUCAGAUAGACUACAUUCUAGGUAAAAAUCCCAUGAAUAUGAGCUACGUGGUGGGUUAUGGCACGAAGUUUCCCAGACAUGUGCAUCACCGCGGGGCAUCAAUACCCCAUGAUAAGAACAGGUACUCGUGCAAAGGUGGAUGGAAGUGGCGUGACACUCGUAACCCCAAUCCCAAUAACAUAACAGGAGCCAUGGUUGGAGGACCUGAUAGGUUCGACAAGUUCCAUGAUGUGCGGAGCAAUUAUAACUCCAGUGAGCCAACUUUAGCUGGAAAUGCUGGUCUAGUUGCUGCACUUGCCUCCCUAACUAGCAGCGGUGGCUUUGGCAUUGACAAAAAUACCAUAUUCUCAGCAGUUCCACCACUCUAUCCCCAGAGCCCACCACCUCCUCCACCCUGGAGGCCUUGAGCUGCUGAUGAAAUGAUUCUUAUGGUUAGAAUAGAGCUUUUAACGUACCUGAUCUCCUGUGAGUUUGGUUCUACAACUGCUGUCUAUAAAUUUGAGAAUAUAUAUAAUGAGUUUCAUUCAUCUGGAAUAUUCUGAUACUUGCAGCUUCACAUGCAUACCCUUCUAAUCAGUCUCGAGUGGAGAGCACCUAUCCUAUUUCUCUUAUGUAUAUUUUUGAAAUAAAAAGUUACAUUCAUGCCAUCUUUUUCAAGAUUUUAAAAUUUGAAAAGCCUAUACACGGGCACUGUUCUA
Molecule: messenger RNA, 2693 nt
Organism: Jatropha curcas
Lineage: Eukaryota; Viridiplantae; Streptophyta; Magnoliopsida; Malpighiales; Euphorbiaceae
Gene: KOR2
Product: Six-hairpin glycosidases superfamily protein
Biological process (GO): carbohydrate metabolic process
Molecular function (GO): hydrolase activity, hydrolyzing O-glycosyl compounds
Source: RefSeq, a predicted model, not a curated record